GGUACUCUGACACCCUUUACCUAGAAAAGGACAAAGAAAUGCAGUACGUACAUGAACUAGAUCUAGUGCUUCAUAGAGCUAGAGCUAGCUAGAGAUCUACAUUGCCUUAUAGAUCGCAAUCGAUCUAGCUAAUUAGUCUGGACGCUGCAGAGACAAAUAGAGAAUCUAAAUCCAUUGCCUGAGAGUGUGCCGCCGGUCAAUCUGAAGUUAUAAAACUUGAUCAGGCUGAUGUAAAAAAAUUGCUAUCUGCACAAUGAGAAUCAUACUCGAACUCUUGGUUCUAUUAUUUACAACCUUGGUAGUAAACACUUCAACAAGUUCGGAAGACAUAGUCCAACCAACUGAUCUGUUCUCUGGGUUCUUUCCCUGUCUACCAAACACUAGCAACAUCAGCACCCAAGAAGAUGCACAGAGCUGUGACCUGUUUGUGUAUGCAGCAGUGCAGCUAGCUCUGGAGAAAGUAAAUGGAGAACUCGACAUUAGGCUAUCUCCUAUAGUUCUACCAUCUGACUCAAGGAAUUCAAAUGGAGUGGUUGAGUUUUUGUUCAACCUGUACAAGACAGUCAGCAACCUAGGAAAGCGAUUUUCUAGAGGGCUUGCACUGAUGAGAGCUGCUAUAGGAACAGACAAUAACUACAUCAUUGGUAGACAGGCAUUGGCCAUCUUUGACAACAUCGGUAUACCCAUAGUUUCCUAUGGAUUAUAUGACGAUCGUGUUGAUGGCUUCCCUAGUUUCUAUCGGACCAUCCCCUCCAUUAUCUUCCUCAACCAAGCUCGUGUGAAGCUGCUUGCUCACUUUAAAUGGUAUCGUAUUGGAAUACUGGGCUCACAGCAAAGUGAUUACAGCUAUGAAAUGGAAAAGUUUAGAGAGUUUUUCAACUUAUACGUAGAGAGAGAAAUCCAAGCAGAGCUCUCAUAUGAAGGACUGACAAGUGACCUCUCCUCUUCUCUACUUGAUCUGCAAAGAUUUGACAUACGGAUAAUUAUGGGGUUUUUUGGGCCCGAGGAGAGUAGACUAGUCUUGUGUGAGGCUUCGUUUCUAAACCUGACAACUUCGGACCAUGUUUGGAUACUGCCAUCAUACUACAACCCUGACUGGUGGAAAGGAGGUGACCAACAUACCGGGAACUGCACAGAUGAAGACAUGAUGGACAUUCUAAACUCUGUGAUAUUCAUAGAUCCCGUCAAGUACCCACCAAUGGGUACUACGCUGUCGGAGUUCUACCCAGCACUGUUGAACAAGACAAGAGAAUUGUUCUCAGAAAUUGAUCCAGAGGUGCCUCUGGAGCAGCUCCUCCAACACUCUCGUGCUGUGAGUGCCUACGACUCCACCCUCCUCCUGGCUCACAGUAUAUCUGACGGAGAGAUCAAUAUCAGAAAAUUGAAGAGUCUAAUUGUUUGUGAACUUUGUCGAUUGUAUCCAAAGUGCGUUAAUACAGAGGACGAGUUCAGGUUCUGUCAAUAUGUAUUGCCAAUGUGUCAACACUCAGCUGAUAGUCUUGAGCUAGACGAGACAAUUGGCCAAUCCGAUCUGAUAAAUGGAUACGGGCAGGUGCUGAUCUCACAGUUUAUAAAUGGCACUCACUGUCCUAUGGUCCUCUUCUGGCCUAUCAACUCAAGCAUACCAGAAGAUUUGAUGUCUAACUUUGUCUUCAUCAACAGCCUCGCAAACCAGACCUGUGCCAGUGAGCUGGGGCUGGACCCUCAAAUAAUGUUUCCAGAUACUGCAGCCUGUCCGAAAAGUUUUACGUGGAAAGGAAGUUCUGCUCCGAUUAGCAAUGUUUUGUUGUUCAACGAGGUACCCGAAUGGGCUCUAGCUCUAGUGGGUGUGAUCACAGUGCUGAGUGAGGUGCUGAUAGUCUGCCUCAUUGUAUUCAGUGUUUUUUGGAGGGAAAACCAUCGUGUGAAGGCAACCAGUCCACGAGUCAACAUCCUGAUUUUGAUUGGAGCUGCACUCACACUGCCGUAUCCCCUCUUCCAAGGAAUCCUGAUAUCUGGCACACGAUACAAAUUAGAUACUGGAAAUGUAUUUGCUAACACGGUCUGUCAGGUGAAUCUUUGGCUUCCUUCCGUUGGCUAUUCUUUAUUUUUGAGUGGACUUGUGAUGAAAGCGUUUCGUCUAUAUAGAAUUUACCAGAACAAAUCACUUAGAGUAAAGCUGUAUAUGCUCGAUGAUCGCUACUUAAUCCUGGGAGCGUUUGUUCUGAUUGUCCCAGUACUACUCAUUCUGAUCAUUUGGAAUAGCAUCUCUGCUUUUCUGUUUAAGAAAAAUUAUAUCGAAAAUGGAAAUAUCCAGUAUAUACAAGUAACAGAUUGCUUCUCAAACAAUUUAACUGUCGCUGGUAUCCUCUAUGUAACCAUUAGACUGUAUAGUGGAAUUCUUUUCAUCACCGCAAUUGGAUUGACUUUAUUUGUCCCAAGAAAAGCCCCUAAAUCGAUCAGAUUUGAUGUUGCUAUGACCAGAGCUGCACUCGCAAUCGGAUUUGUACUAGAAUUACCUGCUUUGUGUGCUGAGGUUGUGCUAGUAGGCAAACCACUCUUGCUAGGGACGGUCUGGUGGUUUAGUGUUUUAGAUUUACUAGUUGGUACCACACUUGUUGUGUGUGCACUAUUCAUGUAUCAGGCUGUUCUGGUUGCUCUAGAUUACAUUAAAAAACAUGGAGACAUAUGUGUUGUUAGGAAACGUCGUUCGGAGACACAAGAAAGUGACACUUACUACAAAAGCUUGUUAGAACAGAUAACAGAGCUUUCUGAUUCAUUAUAUGAGAAAGAGGCAGCUAUCAGACACUUAAAGGCUCAGAAACAAGUGCUGAAUGGUACUGGCUAUAUAGAGAAGUAAAGUUGUGACAUGAGCACCUUUUAAAUCUACAGCUAGCUCAAUCAAUGUGUUUUUGUUAACCCUGUAGGCAUAUAUAAUCGGCGUGAGGUUCCUUUUCCUAUUUAUUUUUUGUGUGCAUUAUUUUUACAAGAAAACGUAGUGUGAAUA
Messenger RNA from Halichondria panicea, 2986 nucleotides. RefSeq lists its product as uncharacterized. NCBI's taxonomy places the organism in Eukaryota, Metazoa, Porifera, Demospongiae, Suberitida, Halichondriidae. The record is from RefSeq and is a predicted model, not a curated record. The coding region runs from base 254 to 2839 and encodes 861 amino acids. Gene Ontology annotation, molecular function: G protein-coupled GABA receptor activity. Gene Ontology annotation, biological process: G protein-coupled receptor signaling pathway; gamma-aminobutyric acid signaling pathway. Gene Ontology annotation, cellular component: membrane; G protein-coupled receptor heterodimeric complex. The transcript has 16 exons.